UCUCCCGUUCCGUCUCCGGCGCCACGCUCCUCCUCCGGCCGCUUGAAAGCGCGCAGUGCCACGAGCCCGGCGGAGAUUCUCCGCCGACGCUGACAGCUCCGCGGCGCCCCGCCGUGCCGUGGAAGACGAUGCUCUGCCUCGCCUCCUCCUCCGCCUCGCCCUCUGUCCCGCCGCGCCCCUCCUAUCCCGCUGCUGUCCGGCCCGGUCCGGGGAUCUCGGGUGGCGGCGGCGCCGGCGGCAAUGUGCGGCUGAGCGUGGUGCCCGUGCCGUCUUCGCUUCGCUGGUCGUGGCCACUGAAGGCCAAUAGCAAGAUUUCUGUUCCCGAGACUGCGCGGGAACACAAAACUGUGGCAACAGAAGAUGGUGUCAGCCACCUUCCCAUAUACGAUCUGGACCCGAAGCUGGCCGAAUUCAAGAACCACUUCAAUUAUAGGAUGAGAAGGUAUCAUUACCAGAAACAUUUGAUUGAGAAACAUGAGGGUAGCCUUGAAGAAUUCUCUAGAGGCUAUUUGAAGUUUGGGAUCAACGCAGAACCUGGUGCAACGGUAUACCGGGAAUGGGCCCCUGCAGCAAUGGAAGCACAACUUGUUGGUGACUUCAACAACUGGAAUGGUUUUGAGCACAUGAUGACGAAGGAUAAUUUUGGAGUUUGGUCAAUCAAGAUUCCUCAUGUCGAGGGGAGACCUGCCAUCCCUCACAAUUCCAAGGUUAAAUUUCGAUUUAGGCAUGAUGGAGUAUGGGUUGAACGGAUCCCCGCAUGGAUUCGUUAUGCAAUUGUUAAUACCUCUAAAUUUGGAGCUCCAUACGAUGGUGUUCAUUGGGAUCCACCAACUAGUGAAAGGUAUGUGUUUAAGCAUCCUCGACCUCGAAAGCCUGAUACACCACGUAUCUAUGAGGCGCAUGUGGGGAUGAGUGGUGAAAAGCCUGAAGUAUACAGAGAAUUUGCAGACAAUGUGUUACCACGUAUAAGGGCGAAAAACUAUAACACGGUCCAGCUAAUGGCAAUCAUGGAACAUUCCUACUAUGCUUCUUUUGGGUAUCAUGUGACGAAUUUCUUCGCGGUUAGCAGCAAAUCAGGCACUCCAGAGGACCUCAAAUAUCUUGUUGACAAGGCACAUAGUUUAGGAUUGCGUGUUCUAAUGGAUGUUGUCCACGGCCAUGCAAGCAAAAAUGUGACAGAUGGUCUAAAUGGCUAUGAUGUUGGUCAAAGCGCACAAGAGUCAUAUUUCUACACAGGAGACAGGGGCUAUCAUAAACUGUGGGAUAGCCGGCUGUUCAACUAUACCAAUUGGGAGGUCUUAAGAUUUCUUCUUUCCAAUCUGAGAUAUUGGAUGGACGAAUUCAUGUUUGAUGGCUUCAGAUUUGAUGGGGUUACAUCCAUGCUAUACAAUCACCAUGGAAUCAAUACGUCGUUCACUGGAAAUUACAAGGAGUAUUUUGGUUUGGAUACCAAUGUAGAUGCAAUCAUUUACAUGAUGCUGGCUAACCAUUUAAUACACAAAGUCCUGCCAGAAGCAACUAUUAUUGCUGAAGAUGUUUCAGGCAUGCCAGUUCUUUGUCGGCCAGUUGACGAAGGUGGAGUAGGGUUUGACUAUCGCCAGGCUAUGGCUAUUCCAGAGAGAUGGGCCGACUACUUGAAAAACAAAGAUGUCCAUGAAUUCUCAAUGAGUGGAAUAUCACAGACUUUGAAUAACAGGAACAAAGAUCAGCCAGGUAUACAAAACUGAGGGGAAAAGAAAAAUGAGACAGAUGGGUCCCCACUCUUGUGGUCGACGAGGCCAAUGGACGGGGAAGAAGAGCAGGACCGAUGCGAUGGCAUGGAGGAAACCUUUGACCAAAAAAUGAGGCACGCAACACCAGGACUUUCCAGGGCGUCACCCAUUCUAGUACUACUCUCGUUCAAGCAUGCUUAACUUUGUUAUUCUGAUGGGAUUCGUUGCUUUACUGUUGGUAUAAACCUUGAAGAAGCAAAACAAUCUUAGACUGAAGCAUGACUAUUAUCUUGUAAAUCUGUGUCCCUCUUGUAUUAUUUGUAUAUAAACUCUUUAUCAUGUUAGAACAAGUUUGCAUCAUGUCCAUAGGCCAAUGAUGAUGUUUAAAACCUUGGCAUAAUGAAUGUUUGACGAUGCUGGCAUAAUGAAGUUUUGCGGAUAUAUGAAAAUCUUAAAACUCAAGCAACAAAGAAUAUCCAUCCAUUUGAUGUCCAGCAAGGUAUAAUGUGUGGUCUAGGUUGGUAAGUGUUGCUACGUUUUAGACGUACAAGCACGUAAAGUCUAGGCAAUCCUUUCUAAAAAGAGUCUAUCUUAUCCCUAUUGGUCUAGAUGCAUCGUGCCAUUUUAAAUUAUGUUCGGCUAUUGCAAGUUCAAGUAUAGAAACAUAACUUUCCAUGUCUAAUUGUAGGAUGCAAAAUAUUUAAUGUUUAAUUUGCCAUACAGAAGUUAGUCUGUUUUUCAUGAUUCACCG
Triticum aestivum (bread wheat) is the source of this 2463-nucleotide messenger RNA. Its product is annotated as 1,4-alpha-glucan-branching enzyme, chloroplastic/amyloplastic. The transcript has 7 exons. Bases 129 to 1727 code for a protein of 532 amino acids. The record is from RefSeq and is a predicted model, not a curated record. Gene Ontology annotation, molecular function: 1,4-alpha-glucan branching enzyme activity; hydrolase activity, hydrolyzing O-glycosyl compounds. Gene Ontology annotation, biological process: glycogen biosynthetic process. Gene Ontology annotation, cellular component: cytoplasm. Lineage: Eukaryota; Viridiplantae; Streptophyta; Magnoliopsida; Poales; Poaceae.